AUGGAAGAUACUCAUAACUAUGAUACUUCGUUUAUGAAAGAUACUACUAGUACUUAUAUAGCUGUUUUUGAUGGUCAUGGCGGAUCUCAGACUGCUCGCUGGUGUGCUGAUAACUUUCAUAAGCUGCUGGCCACUAAUAUUGAGAAAUAUUCAUCCAGUCUCCAAAUGCCGACUAUUAUUGAUCAUACCUUUCAGCAGGCUGACUAUGCAAUUCAAAAUAAUGCAAAGGCUGACGACAAGUCCGGGUCAACUGUUGCAAUGGCAUAUAUCAAAACAGAUGCCAAUGCCCAACAACAUCUUUAUACAGCAAAUGUAGGUGAUUCGAGAAUAGUUCUCUGUAGCAAUUACGGCGUGGCUUAUAGGCUGACAUACGAUCAUAGCGCCGAGGAUCCACGAGAAAAGUCAAGGAUUAUUCGUAGUGGUGGAGACAUCUUGCUGGGUAGGGUGGCUGGUGUGUUGGCUAUAACUAGAGCGUUGGGAGAUGGUUCACUGAAAGAUCUGGUAUCUUGUAGGCCAUUUAUAACAGAAGCAACUAUUGAUGCUGAAAAGGAUGAAUUUCUGAUAUUAGCGUGUGACGGUCUGUGGGACGUAUUUAGUGAUCAGGAGGCUGUGGACCGGAUCCGUAAUAUAAAAGAUCCAAACCAAGCGGCCAAAAUACUCGUAAAUGACGCAAUUGGAAGGGGGUCUAUGGAUAAUAUAACAUGUUUGGUAGCCAGGUUGAACAGCAUCAGUCGUAAGACAUCUACAACAGCAUCGACAUUAUCUCUGUUUAAGCAUAAGCGAUCUAGUAGCAGCAUUGCCAGAAGCACCAAUACCCCGGAUCCUAGUGACCCAAAUGCAUUAAUAUUAUCACCACUCUCCCCGGUGGAGAGUGGUUUCUCAUUUAGUUCGCCUUUCGGUUCAACCACCCGAUUUAAACAUACCGAUAUGGCCACACUAGGGUGUGGAGUUCGUAGGCCACCAAGUCCGCCAAUGAACCCUACAAAGCAAAGAAGAUUCUCUGAUACUGCAGAUAUUGACUCGCUUCGAACAGAAAUGUCUAAAUUAAAACUUCAGACUGGUCGUGGGUUUAGAUAUGGUGUACCACGUGUGGAACGACCGUUGAUUUUCGACUCUGAUGACGAGGACGCUAUAGAAGAUGAUGGAUAA
This is a messenger RNA of Sugiyamaella lignohabitans, 1149 nucleotides long. RefSeq names its product type 2C protein phosphatase PTC1 (gene PTC1). The transcript has a single exon. The record is from RefSeq and is a predicted model, not a curated record. Lineage: Eukaryota; Fungi; Ascomycota; Dipodascomycetes; Dipodascales; Trichomonascaceae. Gene Ontology annotation, molecular function: cation binding; protein serine/threonine phosphatase activity. Gene Ontology annotation, biological process: protein dephosphorylation. Bases 1 to 1149 code for a protein of 382 amino acids.